This is a messenger RNA of Folsomia candida, 7901 nucleotides long. RefSeq names its product disintegrin and metalloproteinase domain-containing protein 11 (gene mmd). The record is from RefSeq and is a predicted model, not a curated record. Gene Ontology annotation, molecular function: metalloendopeptidase activity. The coding region runs from base 2502 to 6206 and encodes 1234 amino acids. The transcript has 32 exons. Gene Ontology annotation, biological process: membrane protein ectodomain proteolysis. NCBI's taxonomy places the organism in Eukaryota, Metazoa, Arthropoda, Collembola, Entomobryomorpha, Isotomidae.
GCAUGUUCUUCAUUAUAUGGCAUUGGAGUUGGUGGGAGAGAGUUUCUCGUGCCCAGCAGAAAGAGAAAGUCUGCCGCGGACAGAGUGUCAGUUGAACGUGUGCCACCUUGCUGUUAUCACUGCUGCUGCUGCUACGGUCCACACCACUGUCACUUCCUCCACUCGCUCUCUCCUUCUCUCCUCAGUUGGCCUCCACAGACCAGUGCACCUCUGUGGUGUCCUCCUUCGUCGUUGAUUCCUGCUGAUUACUACCGGAGGAAAGACGAAGAACAAGGGAAGGUGGCUAGCGUGGAAUAAAAUGGUUCACUGAAUUCGAGUAGUUUCCUCUCCCUCCUCGUCUGCAAAGUUCAAAUAAAAGAAAUAUAAUAAGCAAGAUCUGUCUCUGCUGCCAAAUGCUGAAGCCAGCUAAAUAAGAAAUGUGUCAGAGGAGGCUCUACAUUUCUCCGUGCUCAAGUGCUUUUCCUCUGUAUCAAGACUAAGACUGUUAGACCACCGCUGAUGGUGCGGAGAAGAAGAAGAAGAGGAAGGGUUGGAAAUCCAAAAAUCAAUUGAAUUCGGAUUUAGUGAACACAUUCUUUGCUUUGCUACUGGAUUGGUGUGGAGCAAGAGGAGAGUGAAAUUUGUUGUACGUACACUUUCUUUCCUGUUCAGCUGGUCUUUCUCGUGCGGUUGGUUUGGUUUGGACUUUGCCUGCCAAUAAUAUUUGCUGGACCCAUCAAUCUAUAUCUUGAAGAGAUAACUCACUCUCUCCACUUGCUCAUCUCUCUCUCUCUCCCUGAAAAAGUAGAGGAGAAAGAAAGUUCCCCACUUUCCCCAACACUGUCGUUUGUGCAUCAGCAAAACACAUCUCUUCCUCGCUCACCUUGCUCUGUUUUUAUAUUUUAUAAAGGUCAAUAAAACGAAUAACACUCUCAGAAAGAGAGAGAUAGAGAUAGGUUCCCAUUAGCGGUAUCAGUGCCACUACACCAGUCCUGUCAACUUUAGCAGAGAUAACUCAUGACGGCCAUGGCAGUGGCAGAAAAAAGGAGGAGAACACAAGGAGGGUUUGAUUGAAUGAAUUGUAUAGAGGUUGGUUGAUGUAUAGCCUCCGUGCGAGUGUGUGGAAUAUAACAUUGGGAAAGGAAUCCCCCAAGAAAAGCUGCUUUAUUACUUGUUCUUCCUACUUUCUCUCUGUUUCCUGCCCACCGACCAAGUAGAACUCCUCUCUCUCGAUCUCUCCUCCACCGGAGGAAGACGCAGGUAGAAGCGAAAAAGAAUUCGAAAACGAACAAGAGUGCAAAGGGCAACAUCCAUCCGACCGACCACAGUUUACUACAGUUUACAUACGACAUUUCCACCCAGCACACACCAACUUGCUCAUUAUUCAUUCAAGAUCAAGAAACUUUACUCACUUCCGUUUCAUAAUCCAUCUGCUCUUGUUUCCAUUAUGGCCCACCAAUGAACGAACGUGUACUUUUGUCGUGUCCCAAUCCACCUCUCUCUCUGCCGACUGGUGUGUGCCUGCCUGAAUUAAAUUACUUUGUGAAUUAUUCCUCCAAUUCCAUUUGCAUUCCAUAGACGCACCCGACAAGGGCUUUGUAUUAAUACCACCGACGGAAUAAUAAUAAGCAAUAACAUUAAGCAAAGAGUGAAAUUAGAACAGCUCCUCACUGACUGAGACAAGGAAAAAAAGGGAGAACAAAUGGUGACACUGAUAUGUUUGUUUAUCCCUGCGAUACACAGGAGGUAGUGGUGUUUAAGUAAGAAUCGUCAUCAUUUUAUUGUAAAAGAAUAACAUUGUGUCGCUACAAUACUCCAGCCACAAUUUUUACAGACGACCCAAGCGCCGUGCAUGUAUGGCAAGGAAGCAAGGGUGGCAAGUAAACUUUGUCUGGUGGAGAGAAGAAGUGAAAGUUUUCACGAACUGAGUUUGUGCUGAAUGCGAAAUCUUUCGUAGUGAAACUUAAACUUCACAGUCAGAGCGGAGUGAGGGGAGAAAGUAGUCGUGUCACAUCCACUGCACACUCUUCUCCUCGUUCCUUCCUAAACUGUCAGGAUUUCAUUUCCCUUCACUUUUACCUGCUCUGUGGCACCAUCGCCCUCAACCAAAACUAAACCAACCCAAACAAGCUCAGAUUCAGGUUCUUCUUUCCUGGAGGUGCUUUCACUUCUCAAAUUGGAAAAAGUGGCCGAGACAGGAGCAGCCAGUUCCCAGUGGUGCACCGAUCAACAACAAUAACUUGCUAACAUUUACGCUCCUUUGUCCCAGGCGAAUGGGCGUCGAAAUUGUUUUAUUUCCUAAUUCUGGCUUCCUUGAAUAAGAAAUAGUCAGUUGGAUUUUUUUUUCGAUCCACCACGCACGUCGAGUAGUCGAUAAUGAUUUUUUCUCGGCUCUAAAACGACUUGGGACCACGAAGAGAAAAGAAAAAGAAGCACGUUGGUCGGAUUAGGAAAAGAAAAAAAGAGGAAGAAAAAGAUUUGCUUACGUGGACGACGUCGACUUGCUGCUGUUGGACGUGAUAAUGGAUUCUUCUCGUCAGUUGCAAUCAACAUUUGGAUUUUUAAGUAAGAUGUCUUGUCGAAUUUGGCUCGUUCCCUUUCUUUUCUUCGUCAUUAACAUGCAGCCUGCGUGGAGUAGCUCAGAAUCCGCAACAUUUCCAUACGAGACGGAGAGGCUAAGCUUAGACAAAGGAGAGUACCAGAGGCUCAUAAACGACUACCCAGUGAAUCGGGAACUGAUUCGAAGCAUUGGAUCGGAUUAUUAUCAGAUCGUGAAUGUAGUUCAACUCCGUCACCAUCAAUAUCUGGGAUUGUCAACCAGGGAAGGAAACAGUAAGUCGCAACGAUCACAACCGCAAGGAAUGCAGGCAACUCAGCAACUUGGCAGGACGGGAAAACAUUAUCAUAGAACCAGUUUUAUAAUCCAAGCGUUUAAUCACAAAUUCCGGCUGAUUCUGGAGCUCAACACGCCAUUAAUUGCACCAAAUGUGUUACAAAAACAUAUAUUUUCUGGAGCAGCUGAACAAAGGGAGAGAAAUGAGUUGGAAAUGUGUUAUUAUCACGGGAACGUUGAGGGACUGGAGUGGUCAGCAGCGGCCGUCCGAACGUGCAAUGGACUGUCCGGAAUAAUUCAUAUGGGGAAUGAAACGUUUAUCAUUCAUCCCUUUUACGGUGGAGACCUUUCCAACAACCACCCUCACAUCGUGUUCGAAGCAAAAUCCGUUGGUCGACAGACGUGUGGAAAUAAGCGAGGGUUUGAAUGGAACAUGCCCUCAGGAUUAGUCGGCGGUAGUAGCGAUUAUGUAGUUCGUCGAGGCGAGGACAAAGGACCCCAGCCCCAGUACUUCAUUGAAUUGGCCAUUCUGUUGGAUCGAGCUAUGUUCGACAAAAGAAAUGGGUCCACACGUCUUCAAGUAAUUCAUGAUGCCCUGCAGAUUGUCAACAUUGCUGAUUUGUACUUUCGAAAAUUGAAUACGGCCAUCUCCGUGGUGUAUGUGGAAACUUGGCAUCAAAAUAAUCAUCUUGGGGUGGAUCGAGUGGAUGACUUACGGCAAACUCUCGUUCGUCUAACUGAUUACUAUGGUCCACGGAGUUUGUUCAGCGUAAACAAAGAUUCCACAAUGCUGAUUUCCGGAAUCAAUUUUUCCGAGUCCGGCAUGGGUGUGCCAAUGUCCAUUUGUACACCCAAAGCGAUGGGAGUGAUAACGGAUGUAAGCAUUUACCAGCCUCAUAUUACUGGCGUUGCUUUGGCCCAUAUGAUCGGACAUAAUUUGAAUAUGGGACAUGACCAAGACGCUUCGGGUGAUGGAUGUCAUUGUCCCAAUUGGUACGGGUGCAUUAUGAGUGAGAAGAUAGUUGGGCAAGAUGGAAUCCAGCCGUACAGAUUUUCAGACUGUUCCAGAAAAUCAUAUUUCACAUCCAUAAAUUCCGGUCAUGCCAUGUGUCUAAUUAAUAUGCCGGGUAGAAUUGACCCGAUCCACAAAACUUGUGGAAACGGAGUCACCGAGCCAGGAGAAGAAUGUGAUUGUGGAUCCCUUCAGGAAUGUGCAAAGGACCCAUGUUGCGAACCAUUAGUGUGCAGGCUCAAAACCUCAGCUCAGUGUUCUACUGGAGGUCCGUGCUGCGAGAACUGCAGGUUCAAAGGAUCGGACAAUGUGUGUCGGCCAAAGCAAAGUGAAUGCGACAUUCCAGAGUACUGCACAGGACAAAGUGGUGAAUGUCCAUUAAACACCUACAAAAAAAAUGGGGCGCAAUGUGGAAAGAAUGAAGGAUAUUGCUUUAAUGGGUAUUGUCCAACAUUGGACGGUCAGUGCAAGCACAUUUGGGACGUUGCAGGGCGGAAAGCGGAUGACGCAUGCUACCAACAAUUCAACAUGGGUGGUCAUUAUAAUGGGCACUGUGGUCGUGACGUCUAUGGCGGAUAUCUAAAGUGCACUCGAUCCAACAUGAUGUGUGGGUCUCUUCAAUGUCAAGAUGGGACUUCAAACCCCAUACUACAAAGCACCUUAUCAAGCACAACUGUUUCUAGGAUUGUGCUCACACUUGAUAGACAAGAACACGAGUGCAAAAAUUUAAAUAGCCCGAAGGGUGAUUCUGCAGCCGCAAAUUUGGAACUGGUUCGAGACGGGACGCGGUGUGGGGAAGAAAUGAUCUGCAUGAAUCAAACCUGUGUCAAACUUGCAAAUUAUAUGGACAAUACGAGAUGUCCGUCAAACCAUGUAGGACUCGAAUGCUCUGGUCAUGGCGACUGUUCAAAUGUCAACAUUUGUCACUGUUUCGACGCUUGGGAGGGUUCAGAUUGUUCCACGGCAGGAAAAGAGCUCCCAACCACGGAAAGACCAGCCACACCCCUGCCUCCGAUAGAAAACUCGACUAAUAUCACGACCUCAGCCAACACCAGGGUCACUACCAAGAACUCCCCAGAAGAUGGGUCAAACACAAUUAUCCUCGUGUUUGGAAUGGUCUCUGUGGUGGGAGGGGUAUUUAUCUUAUUUGCUAUGAUGGCACUGUGCUAUCGUCGCUCAACAACUCCCAAAUUCGAGACGGCUCCAUACCCUCCAUUCAACCCAAAGACUUUCAAGCUCCCACAACCUCCUCAACCAACGACUCAUCAGCCACCUCAGCCUCCCCAAUUAAAUCACGAAGAAAUUGAUAAUAGGAUACUAAGUUUAACCCAGUUGCCUACCUAUAGAUUUAGGGAUCAACACAACAUGGGGAUGACGGGGUCAAUGAAGAAUUUGGGGAAUCUUGGCGGAGGUCAUCCUCAAGACGAUGAAACGGGAGACGAGACUUCGGCGUUUCUAGGUAUUUCGCCCAAUAGCGUUGGUGGCAAUCGGGGCAUUUUGAAAAAGUAUGUUGAGGAAGAUGGUUCUCAAUCAGAUAAUAAUGAGGGUCUGUGUGAGGUUGAGCGAACGUUGAAGUCUCUGAACGGCUACCAUGAAGAUAUCCUGGCAGCACUGAGGGUAGCAGCCGCUCAGAGAGGACUUGGGGACGCCAACGCCACUCCACCUCCGCAAGUUUUUAAUCAAGGUGGAACCCGGCUUUCUUCCGACGGCUACCCUGAAUUCCCAGACUUUUCGUCUGAAUUUCCCUUACUCAGGAAUUCCUCUGAUCGCAUUCCGCAGCCGGUGGACGACGAAAGUAAUGACGAUGGGGGUGGACCAAUCAGGAUUCGCAAUCUUGAGGAUUUACUCCGCCAAUUAGAACACCAUUCAGGAAAUCGCCAUCUUAGUCCAUGUGGUUCAGAGGAUAUACGAAUGUCAGAGACUGAAGCAGAUCGUCAUUAUCGUCGAGACUUGGGAGGUGACGAUGAAGGUUUCGUAUCUGGUCGUUAUAGAGGUCCAAUUGAAAUGACCUCAAAUAGACGGCCGUCGCCGUCAGACUAUGGACAUUUCGCUGCCGCCGCCGCAAUCAUCAGCCCAGAUGACUUAGAAAGUUGCAUCGAUGGCUAUGCAUCACCAUUUUCAUGUCCAUGCGUUUUCUGUAAUCAGCAAAAUAUGCUUCACACUUCAACGAGCGAAGAUGAGGAGGAACGAACCCAAGUCUCCAGAUCCUUGACGCCAAGAAAUUUGAAGCAUUUGUACAACCCUUCCGACGAAUCGUUUGGAUCGCAGUCUCCUCUCCAUUUAAAUGGUAUUCCAAUGCAAGUCCACCUAAACCGCUAUGCGAAUCCAAACAUGUAUCACCAACGAAAUGAUAGACAAGUUAAUGGGGGGAAUAAGCAGUAAAUUGUCAUUUGUUAUUAAAAAUAUGUACACUUACACAUUAACCUUUGUCGUGUAUUUAGUUCUUGUGUACCGAUGUGUAGAGAUAAUGAUGUUGGAUGUAUGAAUUUUUACGGCAAAUGUCAAUUACUCUGAAUAUACUCUGUAUGUAUGCGUAUAAAUAUAUCAGCAAGCAAGCGUAAACCCAUAGCUUUAAACAGGGAUAAUCAAUAGUCAAUUUGAUCAACUGUCAAUUCGAUCCGUUCAAAUAUGUAAUGUACAUAUAAUAAUCACUGUAAUCAUAAUAAUCAAAUUAACUAGAAUAUUUAUUUUAAUUCUGCUAGCAAUUACACAAUACUACAAUGUGAUGAAAAAAGGUUUUCUCUCAAAAACAUUUCGAAAAAGCCAUCAGGGAACAUGAACAUGAAUUCAUAUUUUAAGAGGAGUAUAGUAAGAAGCAUAGGAUUCACAUGCUGGGGAGGUUGGUGGUUAUUUAGUUAGUGGGUAAAUAAAUAUGUAGAUAGUUCUUCAAUGUCAGUAUUCACAUUUCCUUGAUUUUUUGACAGGCUCGGGUCCUUUCAAGCAUUUACAUCCUCAACGUUUUCCAGAAUAUAAACAUUGACUCUCUCACAUGGGAUACCCUUAGGCAUGAAAAAGAGAUCUGCCAAGUUACACUAGAAUAAGUUAUCAAAUUGUUGAUAAAUAUUGUACAACUACACUGCUGGGUACUUACUGAUUCCACUCAAAACUUUCUCUACCUUCCGGUCAUCGCUAGGUUUCAGUUACAAGAAAAAAGUUCUGGAAUUAAGUUAUCUUGUACCAGCAACCUCCAGGCUAACCACUUUUUGUGAUCAAAACCUACUUUAACAUACACCUAUGUAUUUAUAUAUCUGGUAGUCGCGUAUAUGAUAAAUAGUCUGUACUCCUCUACUAAAUAUGACAACUUUCUCCAAAAUCGUCCCCUCAACUUAUUCCCCUCCGGCCCUCCGUUUAGACACGCUCAAAUAUUUAGCACGCUUGUAACUUGUAUUCACGAGACAGUACUUACAUAUAUACUCAGUAUUGGCUAUUCAUAUAAUAUGUUAACUUGUAUUAUUAACACGUUUGACUUGCCUGGAAUUUGCACAUCUUUCAGUUUGUACACUCACAUAUGUAACAUAGUUAAAUGACCUUUCGUUGCUGCUGUGUGUACACAUGUACAUACAUGCGUGUAGCUCUAUUUAGUAUACACAUACUCAGUUUCUGAGAUUACUCAAUGUUUUUACUGCCACGUGAAAAUCAGCACCAUUUUAUAGUCAUCAGGUUGGAAAAAUGUGAUUGAAAUUAUAGCACGUUUAUAUGUCUAAUAAGUUAGUUUUUAUAUGAUACCGUCGGUUAAUUAAGUUUUCUGACAUUGAAUUUUAAAAUGGAUAAGAAUAGAUAAUUGAUGUCUUUGUUGUGAACGCAUUCACACUUUAAAAAAAUUCUCUUAAAUUCCGCAGAAUAAAAUUACCAUGUUUAAUGGUUAAGUGAUUAUGCGUAUUGUCACUAAAACUAUGAAGGUAAUAUGAGAAAUGUUUUUACUACUCCAUUGGAUCAUGGAAAUUGUCGUAAUUAUGAUAUGAUAGUCUAUAUAUAUUUUUAAACGCUACAGAUUAAAGCCAAUAAUUGAAUUAAUGGCAAGUGACACAUGUGCUCGUAUUAAUGUAGAAUAAAAGUGUUGACGAUUUAUGAAAAUCA